Molecule: messenger RNA, 3486 nt
Organism: Candida dubliniensis CD36
Lineage: Eukaryota; Fungi; Ascomycota; Pichiomycetes; Serinales; Debaryomycetaceae
Gene: PFK26
Product: Pfk26p
Exons: 1
Coding region: 1-3486 (1161 amino acids)
Biological process (GO): fructose metabolic process; fructose 2,6-bisphosphate metabolic process
Cellular component (GO): cytosol
Molecular function (GO): ATP binding; 6-phosphofructo-2-kinase activity
Source: RefSeq, a predicted model, not a curated record
AUGCCACCAACAAGUACAGAUUCUACUACUAAUUCCACACCAUCACCUAAUACCAAUCAUAAUUCACCGGAUCAACUUCAUCAUAAUAGUCAAGAAUCAAUUCGGAAUCUAAUUGCCGCUAAUUUCAAACAGCCACAACCUUCCCCACUGCAACAACAACAACAAUGUAGUUUAGAACCACCUCAUUCUACUUCAAACUUACAUCACGUUUCUUCAUCCAAUUCAACCCAAUCAAGUGAUAUUUCACCAACUGAUUCUGGUAUCAAUUUACGUCAAAAUCGGGUUAAAUCUUAUUCAAUUAGUAAUGGAGCAUUAAGCCAUUCAAGAACAGCCAAUAAACGGGUAUCAUUUUCUAAUCUUCAUUCCACAAAUUCUUCCCAAUUAUCUUUAACAAGUUCAGGAAGUUCUGAAAAUGAAAUUUAUAGCGAUGAAGAUGAAUAUGAAGCUGAAAGAGAUAAUAAUAAGAAUACAGAACAACACCAUCACAAUGAAUCAUCAGAAGUACUUCUACGAGAACCUGAUUUCAAACAAGGCAAAAAAGAUGUUACCACCACCACCACCACCACCCAAGAAGAAUUGUUAUUACACAACUCUUCUUUAUCUUCUGCCACUAAUCGUUCUAUUCGUAAAAAAAUUGCCAAAUUUACUGCUGGAAGUAUGUCACCUUCACCUGAUGAAUUAUCACCAACAUCAUCAAGUACAUCCUUGAAACCAAAGAAAAAUAAAUCAGGUUAUCCUAAUCCUAAUCCUUAUCCUAAUCCUUAUCCUUAUCCUUCUCGUCAUAAUUUCUUGAAUCAUUAUGGUGGAGAGAAAUUGGCAUUAUCAAAAUCAUUAGAUUCUCAAUUAUUAGAACCUUAUGAUUCUAAUAGUUCGGUUAAUUCAUUUUUACCCGAAUUCAAUAAACGUCCAUUAACUGAUACACCAAUUGUUUCUACAAUAGGAUCCCCCAUUACUAGAGAACAAUCAUAUGAUGAUUAUGAUGAAGACGAAGAUGAAAAUGAAGGCGAUGACGAUGAUAACGACGAUCGAAGAAAUAUUAAUCCCAUUCAAGAAGAAGAAGGUGGAGAAUUGAGUACUGCUAAUAAGACCACUGCCGCCACCACCACCCCAUUACACAAGACAAAAAACAUUUCUCAUUUAAAUUUAUCGGAAUUAUCACAUAAAGACAAAAAAGAAGGUUCACCUGAUGCAGAAUCACUUAAACAUUCAAGAGAACACGCUGCUCUGAUUGCUGCUAAACAAUUAGUUGGUAAUAAACAACCACAACCAAAAGAAGAAGAGGAAGAAGAACAAGAAAAAUUUCCGACGGGGACAAUAGCUGCCCAGUUAUUACGUAAAUCAGCUGGUAUAUCUGAAAAUACUGGUCAGUUGCUGUAUUCAGUUCCAUCAAGAUCACCUCCACAUGUACUUAUUGAUGAAUCAACCCCCAUCACCACCACCACCACCACUAGCAGCACCACUGUGGGUUCAGUAGUUACUGUUUCUUCUGAAGAUGGGAAAGAAAAGGGGAAAGGUUUAGUAAUGGCUAAAGAUGUUAAAGAUAAUUUAUUAAAAGAUUUACCACCAUAUAUGAAAGAACAAUUUGAAAAAACUCCAUCACUUGAAAAAUUAAAGAAUUUAUUAAUGCAUAAACCACCACCAUCAGCUAGAAAAGCUUAUACUUUAAAUAUUCCUGGUCAAACAUCUUCCAAGACUUCACCUGAUGGGAAAAUUGCUUCAAUUGAUGUUGGAUCGAAAUUAGUUAUUGUUAUGGUUGGAUUACCUGCAAGAGGGAAAUCUUAUAUUACCAAUAAAUUAACUAGAUAUCUUAAUUGGUUACAACAUGAUUGUCGAGUUUUCAAUGUUGGUAAUACUAGAAGAAAAGAUAAAUUAAAUGCUGGACCAGAAAAUCAACCAUUACCAGAUAAAGCCAUUACUCCAACUGAAUCAAGAUCACCUCAACAACAUGAUGCUGCAUUUUUCAAUCCUGAUAAUAAAGAUAGUACUGCAUUAAGAGAAAAAUGGGCUAUGGAUACUUUGGAUCAAUUAUUAGAUUAUGUUAUUAAUGGUAGUGGAUCAGUAGGGAUUUUUGAUGCAACAAAUUCUACUAAAUUAAGACGGAAACGAGUAUUGAAAAAAAUUCAACAACGAUCAAAUGGAGAAUUACCAGUAUUAUAUUUGGAAAGUGUUUGUAAUGAUCCUAGUAUUAUUGAAUCAAAUAUUCGAUUGAAAUUAAGUGGACCUGAUUAUAAAGAUAUGGAUCCUAAAUUAGCUUUUAAUGAUUUUGUUGGACGAUUACAUAAUUAUGAAAAAGCUUAUGAAACUAUUGAUGAAGAAGAAGAAAAAAUUCCUGGAUUUCAAUAUGUUAAAAUGAUUGAUGUUGGGAAAAAAGUUGUUAGUUUUAAUAUUAAAGGUUUUUUAGCAUCACAAACAAUUUAUUUUUUAUUAAAUUUCAAUUUAUGUGAAAGACAAAUUUGGAUUACUCGUCAUGGAGAAAGUCAAGAUAAUUUAAUUGGUAGAAUUGGUGGUGAUGCCGAUUUAACUAAACGAGGAAUUAAAUUUGCUCAAACUUUAACUCAAUUUAUGAAUUUCCAACGACAAGAAUUUCGGAAACAACAAUUGGAAAGAUUUUCUAGUCGAUUAGAAUUAAAAUAUAAUUCUCUUUUUAAUGAAGAUGAUGUUGCCUUAUUAGAUUCAAUACCAAGUGAACCGAAUUUUUGUGUUUGGACAUCAAUGCUUACUAGAGCAGUUGAAACAGGACAAUAUUUUAAUGAUCAAUUAUAUUCUAUAAAAGAAUUAAGAAUGUUGAAUGAAUUAGGUGGAGGGAAAUUUGAAGGAAUGACAUAUGAAGAAAUUCAAUCGAAAUACCCUAAAGAAUUUGCUAGUAGAUUGAAAAAUAAAUUAAGUUAUCGAUAUCCUGGAGUUGGUGGUGAAUCAUAUUUAGAUGUUUUAACUCGUUUAAGACCAUUAAUUGCUGAAAUUGAAAGAACUACUGAUCAUUUAUUAAUAAUAUCUCAUCGAGUAGUUUCAAGAAUUUUAUUAGCAUAUUUUUUAAAUCUUGAUAAAUCAGUUAUUGGAGAAUUAGAUGUUCCAUUACAUACUUUAUAUUGCUUAGAACUGCAUCCUUAUGGUACUGAUUAUACCAUGUAUGAAUAUGAUGAAAAUUUGGAUUGGUUUGUUAAAGCUGAACCAGAACAUCAAAAGAAUGUUAAAGAAGUUGGAGUAGUAUUCAAAGAACGGAAAUAUUCUGUGGUUCCAACUGCUCCACCAACUUCAAAAUCUCGAGCUGUAAGUUUUGCCGUUAAUAAUAACACAACGAACAAUAAAGCUAGUGAUGAUGUAAGAGAUGAAAUUAGAAGAAGAUUAUCAAUGGGGACAUCAAAUAAACCAACAUUACUGGUUCGUGACGGUGAUGAUAAAUCAAUCACUGCUAAACAUUUACGAGAUUUGAAAAAUUUAAGGAAACCAAUGGGACAACGGAAAACUGCUGCUGAUCAAUUAUGCUAG